AUGCCCUCCAGUAUCCGUAUAGCAGACCUCUUGCUGCUCUUCUUGAUCACUCAGACCGCGCAGGCUGGCCCAGUAGGACGUGCUGAGAGGUUCUUUAGGAGGGAUUGGAACACCACUUCCAGCGCAGUUAAUGUUGAUAGUGUUGCUGCAGAAUCAAGCAUCACCUCAGAUCCAACAGAAGCCGCGUCCUCUGCCGUCUCGGUGACGGCACAAGAGGAACAGGAUGGUGUCACUCCAAGCCCAAUAUUCGUGACCCUCGAUGGCACCACUACCGACACUCCGGACGCAUCACGGCCCGCAAGAACAACACCUCUAGAUAUAAUCCCUUCCACUACACCUGUCCCGUCUACAGCGGACUCACAGUCCACCCUAGAAUCCCAGAUUUUGCCCACAACCACGUCAAGGCCGAUGCUCCUCCCUCCUAUCUUCAGCACCAUUUCACUGCCGCCGCACCUUACAUCUGGCCUCCAGAACGAGUCGUAUGUGCACUCCAGCAACAUCGCAUCGACAUCAACCUCAGCCAGCGCUUCUGAGAGCCUUACCCAAUCCAUCAGCACCCCCCAUACUACUUCACCCCUCUCCACCCCGGUUGAGGGCGAUUCUUCAGUCGCCGCGCCGACAGUCUCGCUGCAGUCGUCCCUGUCUUUCGGCUUCCCCAUCCCGGGAGAGACUACCACGGUGGCAACGGCCAUCUCUGAACAGCUUCCAUCCUCUACACUUGCUCCUGUCCUAUCUAGUACUACAGCCAACACGGAGGCUUCCUCUCCUGCUUCGUCAACCGCCAUCAGCCCUUCGUCAACUACGGUAUCUCCAGUCCGGCCGGCUCCAGAGACAACUUCCUCAGGCCCAGCAACACCCUCCGCCACCAUAACCCUCUCAUCACCCUCGUCGGCACUCAAGGUUACAGGGACGCCCAACAACCAGGUGCCCACAAUUCGCACAUCGACCCCUGCCGCCUCGACAACCGUCUCGCCCGAAGUCGCCGCCAACAACCUCGCCUCCGCAAAGACUUUCAACUCUCUCUUCGAUUCUCUUAAUGAAAACUCCGCCUGCGCCGCCGGUCAGAUUGCCUGCGUGAAAGGCAACAUCGGCCUCUGCGGCCCCGAUGGCGCAUUUGCGAUCCAGAGCUGCGGAGCCGGCACCUCGUGCUUCGCGCUGCCGAUGAAAACAACCGAAGGCGUCAUCGUCGGAUGCUACGACCCCGAAGUGGCGAGCGGAAUUUUGGGCACACCGGCUUCUGUCUCUGUACCGAUAUCGUCCACGGCUGCGCCCGAAGCCCCUUCGGCGUCGGGGGUCGUGUCGGAGGUGACCACGACCAUCACCCCCACGAUAAUCGCUACCUACACUGUCUCCGUCGGUCCACCUGCUGUUCCGGACGCAAGCUUUGCAACGCCAGUCCCAGGAUUCACCACCACUGUCGUUGUCACCAAGACUGUGGAGCCUGCUCCUACACCCUCAUCCACGACGGCAGAAGAAGAAGAAGAGCCAACUGCGACAUCUACAUCUCGUCGGCGUACAAUCACUUCGACAGCGGAGGAAGAGACAUCGACUUCAAAGUCCACAAGAGCUGAGUCGACAACAUCAGAGCUCACAACGGUAGAGACAACGCAGCAAACUUCCCGCUCAACACCGACACCCUCCACGACCCCAGCCAGCACCUCCACCACCGCAACAGGAACCGACACCGACACAUUAAUCGUGAGCCCGAUUCCCACUGACGAACCCAGCGAACCGCCCGCCGUCGCCCUCGUCACCGUCGUCUUUGGCCCCUCCGCCUCGCGGGAGACUAUCGCGGGAGGCACCCCGAAGCGCAAGGCCGACCCCACAACGUCUGCAAGCCUCCCGCCCGGCAUCGGCGUACCCCAAGGCACGCCCAUCUUGACAGUUUUCGUCACGGUGACACAAAAGGAGCGGGAGACCGUCACGGUCACUGUGACGAAGGAUUGA
Colletotrichum higginsianum IMI 349063 is the source of this 1947-nucleotide messenger RNA. RefSeq names its product Prefoldin subunit. The record is from RefSeq and is a predicted model, not a curated record. NCBI's taxonomy places the organism in Eukaryota, Fungi, Ascomycota, Sordariomycetes, Glomerellales, Glomerellaceae. The coding region runs from base 1 to 1947 and encodes 648 amino acids. The transcript has 3 exons.